This is a messenger RNA of Asparagus officinalis (garden asparagus), 830 nucleotides long. RefSeq names its product ADP-ribosylation factor 2-like. The transcript is spliced from 5 exons. Gene Ontology annotation, molecular function: GTPase activity; GTP binding. The record is from RefSeq and is a predicted model, not a curated record. Gene Ontology annotation, biological process: intracellular protein transport; vesicle-mediated transport. The coding region runs from base 122 to 796 and encodes 224 amino acids. Gene Ontology annotation, cellular component: cytoplasm. NCBI's taxonomy places the organism in Eukaryota, Viridiplantae, Streptophyta, Magnoliopsida, Asparagales, Asparagaceae.
GUCUCCAUCGAUCAGAGUCUGCAAUACUGCUUUUUAUCCCUUAUUCUCCUCAAUCAAUCCGAAUCCUGUGCUCCGCGCCCACCACCAUCUCCAUCAGCCCUCAACGAAGGACAAGAACAAGAUGCCUUUCUCCUCCUACAUUAAUCUUCUCUUCCUUAUCCCCGGCCCUCUACCCUCUCCUUCUUCAUUCCCCCAGCUGCUCUCCUCUUCAUUUCUCUCCUCCUCCUCCUCCUCCUCAUCAUCAUCAAUGGGUUUCGUGCUAUCAAAGAUGGUGAGGAUGCUUUUCGCGAAGCGGGAGAUGAGGAUCCUGAUGGUGGGCCUCGACGCCGCCGGAAAGACCACCAUCCUCUACAAGCUCAAGCUCGGCGAGGUCAUCACCACCAUCCCCACCAUCGGUUUUAAUGUGGAGACCGUGGAUUACAAAAAUGUUAGUUUCACCGUAUGGGAUGUUGGUGGCCAGGACAAGAUUCGGCCAUUAUGGAGGCACUACUUCCAGAAUACACAAGGGCUAAUAUUUGUAGUGGAUAGCAAUGACAGAGAACGAAUUUCCGAAGCUAGAGAUGAGUUACAUCGGAUGCUGAGUGAGGCGGAACUGCAGGGGGCAACGUUGCUUGUAUUUGCCAAUAAGCAGGACCUUCCGAACGCGAUGAACAUUUCUGAAGUAACGGACAAACUUGGCUUACAUGCACUUCGUCAGCGUCGCUGGUAUAUCCAGAGCACAUGUGCCACUUCAGGAGAGGGUCUCUACGAAGGUCUAGAUUGGCUGUCAAGCAACAUAUCCAACAAUGUAAAAUAAUUCUCAAGAUACAACCUAGGCAUUAGAACUCCUA